AUGAAUAGAUUCCCUCUUGCCAUUUUUCUCGGCGCCUGGAACUGCAUUGGCAUUCUCCUGGGUGAUGUAUCAUGUCUCAUCAGUGGUAUGUGGCAAAUGGUGGCUGGUUUUGUGGUAAUAAUUGUUGAGGCCCCCUGCUGCUGCAUGUUCCUCGAUUUCGUUCAAUCUGUGAGCGAUAAUGUUGAGAGGCGGCCGUACUGGAAUCGAGCGGCCGGUUAUUGCAUAAUAGCGCUUCCAGCGAUAUUCGUCUGUCCAGGGGUGUCCAGUAUAUUAGGAAGUGGUCUGAUAUUCGGCGCGGGAGUAAUCUACGGUCUCAUGUCCAUCGGGAAGAAAGGACAAGGGCCAGAUCCAGCUGGAAUGGGCUCACCAUCAGGUGUUGUGUCACCACCACCUGGUACUGGACCAACUGAUCAUCACACGACAUUGAUGGAGGAUCCAGAUAUACCCUGUUGUCCUAGUGCAUGGAGUAAUCAUCAUCUCUCAAUGGGGUUAUGGGUUAUCCUGGGCGCUGGAGAACGUGGGCUUGCAUGGGCUUGCUUAAUUACUUUUAAGAAUUAG
Messenger RNA from Diachasmimorpha longicaudata, 558 nucleotides. It is a transcript of the gene fwe, whose product is annotated as flower. Gene Ontology annotation, cellular component: membrane. The transcript is spliced from 5 exons. Lineage: Eukaryota; Metazoa; Arthropoda; Insecta; Hymenoptera; Braconidae. Gene Ontology annotation, biological process: vesicle-mediated transport. The coding region runs from base 1 to 558 and encodes 185 amino acids. The record is from RefSeq and is a predicted model, not a curated record.